This is a messenger RNA of Penicillium canescens, 921 nucleotides long. Its product is annotated as PQ-loop repeat-containing protein. NCBI's taxonomy places the organism in Eukaryota, Fungi, Ascomycota, Eurotiomycetes, Eurotiales, Aspergillaceae. The transcript has 3 exons. The coding region runs from base 1 to 921 and encodes 306 amino acids. The record is from RefSeq and is a predicted model, not a curated record.
AUGGACCCAUCAACACCAUACUGCCGUGAGCUGGCCUCGCCCAACGCCUUCCAAACCGUGCUAUCAGUCUUGAUCGUCUUCGGCAUUCUCCUUUCAUACCUUCCCCAACAUAUCCGCAUCAUUGCCCGCCGAAGCUCCUUCGGGAUAUCGCCCUAUUUCGUGCUACUAGGGGUAACAUCCGGUACCUCAGCCUUUGCCAACAUCCUAGUAUUUCCAUCCACAGCUCAAGAUGUCGCCUGCUGCCAGGAGAUCAGCGGCGUGGCAUGUUUCGCGGGGCUGCUCGGCGUCUUCCAAGUGGGCACGCAGUGGCUCUGUUUCUUCUCCAUUCUGCUUCUAUUCGUGAUCUACUUCCCACGAGCAACAUCCCCAACAGACCCGGUAAGCGCUGUAUCCUCCACACCCAACGGUCCGACCUACCGCACCGCGCUGGUCGUAACAGGGCUAUGCCUGUUCCAUGCGCUCGCAACGAUAGUAAUCUCUGUCGCCUUCAACAUCCGCCAACCAGCCGCUAUGCCGGCCUGGGCGAACUUCCUCGGUGUCUUGUCUGCCGUCCUCGCAUCCAUUCAGUACUUCCCGCAGAUCUAUACCACGUUCCGGCUGCGCUGUGUGGGGAGCUUGAGUAUCCCGAUGAUGUGCAUCCAGACGCCUGGCAGUCUUGUCUGGGCGAGUAGCUUGGCUGCGCGCAAAGGAUGGGCCGGUUGGAGUAUAUGGGGUGUGUUGGUUGUCACAGCUUGCUUGCAGGGUACUUUGCUGGUGAUGGCGAUCUACUUUGAAUACUUUGGGCCCAACCAUAAAGGGGUAGCGGGGCACCAUGUUGAUGAGAAUGGGGCUUCGAAUGGGGCUGUCCCUGCUGAUGAGCGAGCCCAACAUGAGCCUUUGGAGGGGCCAUCUGAGGAAACGCCAUUGCUUCAGAGCCAUUGA